AUGAUAAAUUACUCUCCGUUGAUAGUCUGUUAUGUGUGCCAUGUGUAUACAAAGGCCCUUCAGAAGGUGUUUUUGUCAGAGAAGCUUCAAUUGCCCGAGAAGCCGUUAGACGAAAGCAGUCCUCAUUGUGUGAUUGCCUUAAACAUAUCCAUGGAAAAAUACAAUACUUUCGUUGAAAGCAAAGAAAGCGGAUCAAGCUUGACUAUAAAAAGGGUAUAUAUAGUUGAAAUGUGUUUGACUGAAUAUGGAGUAGUUGUUGAUAUUAUUGGAAAAUACUUCAACGCCCUUUUUCCUGACAUGUUUAGUAGUACUCCAAUUCAAAUUCUUGGGCGGCCACGGAAACCUUAUGCAAGAGUAAUCCUUGAAGUGGCUAUGUCCCAAAAUUUCUCCGACUUGAGGACAAUUGUAGGCUUUGGAAGCAACAGUUGUAUGUACGAUCUGUACUAG
Messenger RNA from Paraglomus brasilianum, 447 nucleotides. NCBI's taxonomy places the organism in Eukaryota, Fungi, Glomeromycota, Glomeromycetes, Paraglomerales, Paraglomeraceae. The record is from the annotation of a GenBank genome assembly.